AAUCUCAAGAACAAAUCCUAACCGCGUUUGUGAUUUAGAAUUUUAAGCGGUUUUACCCGUAAAAAAAUCUAUUACUAGAUUUUUGGUUUGCUUAGAUAUAGGAAAAAAGGCACAUACUUAUUGUAAUAUAUUAAAUAUAAUGCAAUAUUUACUUUGGUUAACUACUACAUUUUAUGUUACAUAUUAAAGUUAGUGCGAUUUUGUGUGGGUAAGAUGGUGAUUGAAAAAGUGCACGGUCUACAAGCCACUAGGAUAAGUCUCAACGAUCGGUUUACAAUAUUAGCAUCUGCAGCGACCGUAGCUCAUGUUAUGAAGCCUCGUAGGCGUCCUUCUGGAUUGUUCUCUUUUAAUCAUAAUGUUAAUAACAGAGUUCUUAUGGACCAAAUAGCGUACCGAUUAGGCCAGCAAUCAAGAAAGCAAGCAGUGAAACAACGUCUUGGCAUGCCAGGGCUUAGACGCUUUGGCAGUGAAAGCAGUCUUAUAGGCCUUCAGCGCUCCAAUAGUUUUAAUAACCUAAAUCAAAACAGCAUUAAGAAUAGAGUAGCAUGGAGACAGUCAAACAUGAAUCUCAAUCGGUCAGCAUCAUUUAGUAACUUAUCACAGGGAGUUUGGCGCGGUCGUGGGUUCCGCCGUCGCGGAGGUAGGAUGGGUGUCAUGAGAGGAAGGAUGAGAGGAAGAGGUGGGCGCGCGGGACGGGCGGGGCGGCCGGUGAUGUCGCGGUCACGGACGGUGACGCCAAAUAGGGGACGAGGCAGAGGUGGUGUAACUAGGCAGCAAAAAACUGUUCCAACUAAGGAAGAGCUAGACUUGCAACUUGACCAAUACAUGGCAAGCACAAAGUCUGCUCUCGACAAGGAACUAGACACAUACAUGAAGAAUGCAAUGGACCUUGAGUAACAGAGAUAUGUGUGUGAUAUGUGGACAUGCAGAUUAUUCUCACAAUUGUGGAAUAUAGUGUUAAAACAAUUUUAUGUUAUUUUCUAUUUUGUUACAAAAGUUUGUCCAACUUAAAGACAUUAAUGAUAAAUUUUUGAUGUUGAUUCAAUUUAUUGUUGUGUUAAAUUGAUUAAAGUAGGAAUAUGUAAAACCAGGUACAGAUACAUGAUUGAAUGUUACUUUGUUAGUAAUCGUUUUUUUUUUUCUUUAAUUUUAAGGUCAUGAUCCAGUGAAUUGGUUUUUGCUAUAAAUAUAUUAUCUGUAUGCUAAGCAGAUGAGUGAACAUAUUUAAAAGAUUAAACGAACGAAGGCAGAAUAACAAGUUUGUUUGUUUUAUAUAACAUAAUCAUCUUCUGUACUAUUUGUGUAUUAGAUUCAUUCUGUUACAAAGUCUUGUAUAUCAGGUAUAUAUAACUAGUUGUUUUUAAUAAAAGGGCUUCUAAUCCGUCCAUAGACAUUGGCAUCUUAAGAAGUAUUAACCAUUCUUGUCAUUUUUACGCAAUGCCAACCAUUGGAUCAUUCUUGUGCCAGUAAUUAUACUUACUCGUCAUUGAAAAUAAAAUACAACAUUAAAAAAUUUGAAUUUUAACAAUAGCAGUCUGUUUUUAAGAAUAGGGACAGUCCUCUUGGUCAAGGAAGAAAUAAAGGCUGUGAAUUUUUUGUGUAAGGUCAUUGUUUCAUAUUUAUAAAUGAAGGUCUCAUGUUGCAUUGGAUAAAUCUUUUAAAAGCCCCAGAGUUGAAGUUUUUGAUGUUAUUUGAUGCUUCCACCUCAGUCGCUUUUACGAUUCACUUUCAUUUUCCCUUUUCAUUUCCACAUAUGAGAAAGAGAUAGUUAUAUGUUCAGUGAUGUAGCAAAAACAGUUUUCACGGGUAGUGCACAUUCUUGACCAAAGUGAUAUAUUAAGCAUAACUCAUCCAGUCCAUUAUUAUACAUUUAAUGAUACGUAAACAAACAAAAUAAUGUUAAAAAAUGAUAUUACGAUCAUUGAAAUUUACUAAUAUGGACUUGCUAUUAUAGUAUUGUUCAAGGUCAUACCUACAGGCUUUUUGCUUAGAUAUUAUUCUAACUAGCUAAAUAUUUUACUAUAACGAUAAAAGAAUGAUCACUAGUCAGAUCAGAUAAUUAUGGGAAAUAGUAAAUGUUGAUGAUCGAAACAUCUCUUGUAAUAACUUUUUUAAGAUUAAAAUGAACCCAAUAAAUAAAAUUAAAUCCGUUACAAAGAGCAGGUAAAAUAUUCGAAGUUCCUUUUUUAAUUCGUUCGAAAAUACAUUAGUUACAGUAUCAUAUCGAUAUUAUUGGUUUGUUAUAGUGUUGUCAUAAUGUCGAUAUUUGAAAAAUACAAGAAGAAUAUAUAAAUCAAUGUCUACGAGGACGUAAUUAUUAAUUAACAUUUGAAUAACUCUUUUUUUUUUUCUUUAAUGUUUGUAACUAUUUUGGUUUCUCUUUGAGUACUAAACUGUCAGGUUCUUUGGAUACGACAACGCAUGCGAUAAUAACAGAUUGGUCAAUUAAUGUUGUUCAGAGAGUUAUUAGUUACACCUGUGUUAUCUUCUUUCAAAUGUCGAACUAAGAUGAUAGAAAGAGGAAGUAAUUUUUUUUUAUAAUUUUGGCCGCUUUUCAAACAUUUAAACUAAAUUGCUUUUCUAUUUUUUUUAUCUAUUGCUGUUUAAGUGUGAAUAUAAUUAAAGCAACAAGUUUGAUUUUCCAUUUUAAAGAUUUUAACAGAUUUUAAAAUUAAAUGAACAUUUGACUGAGACUUCGGAAUUCGGACUUCGACAUAUAAUUAAGAUGUCUUAAAAAUAUAAUUCAGCAAAAAUAAAUAUGCUCAGUUGUUUUUAUUUUACUUAUUACAGAGUGUAAGAAAUACUAACGUUGAGUCAAUUCCUAUAUCAUUUAUUGCAAAAUAUUGCAUUGUUUUGCUUGCAUUUACUUACCUCUAUUAAAUAAAAUAUAAAAAAAAGAUUUUUUUUUUAAUUAGUGAUAAUAUAAGACACUCCGUUACAAAUGUGAAACCGGUGAUAAAUUUGUAAAUAGUAACUAUGCAUGUGUGAUUUUGAGUGUACUAAUAUCCCUGUAGUCUAUUCCAAUUACUGGAGGACGCGCGUUCCAUCUGCAUUUUGUUUGAGAUUUUAAGCUCCAAGAUAUAUAUAUAU
This is a messenger RNA of Vanessa atalanta (red admiral), 3090 nucleotides long. RefSeq names its product chromatin target of PRMT1 protein-like. The record is from RefSeq and is a predicted model, not a curated record. The transcript is spliced from 5 exons. The coding region runs from base 214 to 897 and encodes 227 amino acids. Lineage: Eukaryota; Metazoa; Arthropoda; Insecta; Lepidoptera; Nymphalidae.